CAGCACUCUCCAGCACUCUCCAUCUAGCACACACCUGACAUCUGCAGCUGAGGGCCAGGAGACAUGGCAUCAGUUCUACGCUGGCUGUGGGUUAACAGAAACUACUUCAUCAUCUUCAUCACCCCCCUUCUUAUAUUGCCCCUGCCGCUGGUCUUCCCAACUCCGGAGGCAAGAUGUGGUUUUGCCAUCAUCCUGAUGGCGCUGUACUGGUGUACAGAGUGCAUGCCACUGGCCAUCACUGCUCUGCUGCCUGUCAUCCUCUUCCCAAUGAUGGGCAUCAUGGAAUCUGGAAAGGUGUGUGUUGAGUACCUAAAGGACACCAACAUGCUGUUUAUUGGGGGUCUGCUGGUGGCUAUAGCUGUUGAACACUGGAAUCUUCAUAAGCGUAUCGCCCUGAGUGUUCUCCUAAUAUUUGGAGUUCGGCCUGCUUUGCUGAUGAUGGGGUUCAUGAUCGUAACAGCCUUCCUCUCAAUGUGGAUCAGCAAUACGGCCACCACAGCCAUGAUGUUGCCCAUUUCUCAAGCUGUUCUAGAACAGCUCAGUGCCACAGAGGCCGACAGCGAUGAGAAAGAGCUUAGGGAAGGCCAAGAUAACCAAGCAUUUGAGUUGACCGAGGUCAACAUCAAACAUCCUUUGGACAAUGUCACUGGAGACAAACCCAACAACAACCCAGAUCUGGAGGCAAGAAUCAAUGCACUCUCUGAACGCAGGAGGAAAGAACGUGAAGUGAAGUACCUUCGUCUCUUUAAAGUAAUGAGUCUAUCUGUGUGUUACUCUGCCAGCAUUGGAGGAACUGCUACCCUAACGGGCACCACACCAAAUCUUAUUCUCAAGGGCCAGAUGGAUGACAUUUUUCCAGAUAACAAUGACGUGAUCAACUUUGCCAGCUGGUUCGGUUUUGCCUUUCCUAACAUGGUGCUGAUGCUUGCGCUCUCUUGGUUUUGGCUGCAGUUCAUGUACUUGGGAUUUAACUUAAAAAACAGUUUUGGCUGCGGUUUGAAAAAUGAGGGAGACAAAGAAGCUUACAGAGUGAUGAAAAAUGAAUACAAGAAGUUGGGCCCGAUAUCUUUUGCUGAGGGCGCAGUGCUUGUCAUCUUUGUGACCCUGGUGAUCCUGUGGUUCACACGAGAACCAGGGUUCAUGCCAGGCUGGGCUACUGAGCUCUUUAACAAAAAUGGACAAUAUGUCACCGAUGGCACUGUGGCCAUUUUCAUGUCAACCCUGUUCUUCGUCAUUCCAUCUCGGCUACACUGUUCAUGUUCUGUCAGUGCAAAUGAUGAACAUGAUGAAGAAGCUGAAGGAGUGGGGGAAGAAGAAAAACAGAAGAAGGACAAGAAGAACAAACUGAGGGGUACUCCCACUCUUCUAAACUGGAAGGUGGUACAGGAACACAUGCCUUGGAACAUAGUGCUGCUCCUGGGUGGAGGAUUUGCCUUGGCAAGAGGAAGUGAGGUGUCUGGACUGUCAAAAUGGCUGGGUGAAAGUCUGGCCCCACUGCAGAGCAUCCCACCCUUCGCCAUCUCUCUGAUCCUGUGUUUCCUGGUGGGAACAUUCACAGAAUGCUCCAGCAACACAGCCACCACCACGCUGUUCCUGCCCAUUCUAGCCUUUAUGGCCACAACCAUCGGGCUCCAUCCUCUCUACGUGAUGCUGCCCUGCACCAUCAGCGCAUCGCUGGCUUUCAUGCUUCCUGUAGCCACUCCACCCAACGCCAUCGCUUUCUCCUAUGGCAACCUCAAAGUCUUGGAUAUGGCAAAGGCAGGCUUCAUUCUCAACAUCAUUGGCAUUCUAAGCAUCAACCUUGGCAUCAACACAUGGGGAAUGGCUAUGUUUAAUCUAGGAACCUUUCCCGCAUGGGCCAACACCACAAAUGCAACAAGUACACCAUGAAAAUCUUCACAUCCAAUUCUUUGGUUUCAUGAGAACACUGAAGGGAAAGAGAGGGGGAAAAGGAAGCUACUCCAAAAAAUACCAUCAUUAAAUGGACAAAAGGGUCACAGUAUGCAGAGCAUGUA
Molecule: messenger RNA, 2015 nt
Organism: Sinocyclocheilus grahami
Lineage: Eukaryota; Metazoa; Chordata; Actinopteri; Cypriniformes; Cyprinidae
Product: solute carrier family 13 member 2-like
Exons: 12
Coding region: 64-1890 (608 amino acids)
Biological process (GO): cellular response to lithium ion; fumarate transport; succinate transmembrane transport
Cellular component (GO): plasma membrane
Molecular function (GO): succinate transmembrane transporter activity; sodium:dicarboxylate symporter activity; fumarate transmembrane transporter activity
Source: RefSeq, a predicted model, not a curated record